AGUCAGGCAGACUGAGGCAAAGAUUGCAGUCCUCAGCAUCAGACUCAGGAUUGUGAGCGCAUGUGUGGCCGUUUGCCCCUUCGCCUAUGUAGCUAGCUGCAGUAGGAACCUCAGGAACGAACGCACAGGGCAAAGCUGGUGCAAAGCUGGAAACUUAUGUGGCUUGAGGAGUGAGGGUGAACAGCGGUCUCGCUUGCUUGGGCGGAAGAAAGGCUUUGCAACGACUGAGGUGUCCUUCUCAGAACCAGAAACGCAGAAGCCCUAGCUCGUGCCCUACAUCAGAGCGCUGAAGGGGACGCUGUGAUUGGUUGGCAGGGGCCUCAAGGGGGAAAAGGCAUGGGGGGCAAGAAACAAAAGGAGUACAAGGACGUCCCUGAGUACCACAUCAAGGGGCAGGAGGGGGAGGACAGUACUGUGAAAGUGGGUGAUUGCGUGAUCAUGCGUCCCGAGGCGGGAGAGCUGCCGUACAUCGGCAAGGUAGAAAAGUUGUUUACGGUCGGCGAGGGCAAGAAGCAGGAGAAGAUCAAGGCGCGGUGGUACUACAGGCCGAGUGAAGCAAAAGGGGGACGGCGAGCCUUUCACGGGAAGGCGGAGCUGUUUUUGUCGGACCACUACGACGAGGUGUGGGCGGAGGCCAUCAUGGGCAAGUGCCGCGUGCACGGCUUCAAGAAGUACAUCCAAAUGGAGGACCUGGGCGAGGACGACUUCUACUGCCGCUUCGAGUACAAGGCCAAGACGGGGUCCUUCAUGCCCGACAAAGUCGCCGUGUACUGCACCUGCGAAAUGCCCUACAACCCGGACGACCCUAUGGUCCAGUGCGAGAAGUGUCGUGACUGGUACCACCUAAAGUGCGUGGGGUUGACCAAGAGCGCUGUGAAGAAGCUGGACGUGUUCAUGUGCGACGCAUGCCUCAAGGAGCCGCAGGAGACGGUCGAGAGCGGGGAUGAGAACGCUAAGAGCUAGCACUAGACUGGGAGGACGCUUCGUCAACCGGUGGUUGCAAACCAUUCUUGUUCAGUGAGAGGCCACAGCCCGUCGAGGCAGAAUUGUGUCAUGGGCGGAUAGAAACCUGGCAUAACAGUCGCCCGUGUUUCGGACUUUGUCACGGAUACGAGCUCAGCAACAGCGUGGCAAUGUGUUGUGAUUUGUCAUCGGCUCUGGGAACUCGUCCGUUAGGUCAGCAUGUAGAUAAAACAAAAGGGAAGGUUCCGUUAAACAUCAGAGCCAGGAUGGUAAUGAUGGUUUCUCGACAUCACUGUUUAGAUUUGGAUUUUGGCAGCUUAUGUGGCAAGACCACCAUGUGUAAGGAUCACACAGCCACACUGUAUCGACCAUAUGAACAGCUUUACACUGGCUGCUGCUGGGAGACAGCUCCCUUUGACGUGUUGUCCUGGAUGGUCACUUCAUAUCAAUGAGCGCUUUCGCAUACAGGCGCAUGGCGCAUGAACGCCGAAC
Messenger RNA from Klebsormidium nitens, 1455 nucleotides. Lineage: Eukaryota; Viridiplantae; Streptophyta; Klebsormidiophyceae; Klebsormidiales; Klebsormidiaceae. The record is from the annotation of a GenBank genome assembly.